AUGUGCGCCCAUAUUCUAUCCGCUAUUCUUCUUCACUGCUCAUUGGCUGCAAGGCCUUUUGAAUGUCUCUUCUUCCCACUGGUGUGUGUUUGCUGCCCACUGUAUGGGCAUCAGGCCGAGGUCUUGGUGAGCCGAAGGCCUUCAUUCUCCUUUCGUCUGGUAUCCGCCCGGCAGGGAGGAAAUCGUCACUCGGUCGUCGAAACAAUUCACUCAAUCUUCCCCUUUCCUCCUGCCGGGAUGGCGAAAUGUGUUCUCGGCGUCUGGCCACUGCAGCCUGAAUGGUGUUUUCGUGUAGCCGGCCUCUGCUGA
Molecule: messenger RNA, 309 nt
Organism: Protopolystoma xenopodis
Lineage: Eukaryota; Metazoa; Platyhelminthes; Monogenea; Polystomatidea; Polystomatidae
Source: the annotation of a GenBank genome assembly